AUGUCGCCACCAACACAGACUCCCCAAACAACACCAGGGCUAAACGUGAUUGCCUUGAUAUCAGGCGGCAAAGACUCGCUCUACUCCAUCCUGCACUGCAUCAGAAACGGACACAAGGUGGUCGCUCUAGCGAAUCUGUACCCGUCUACAUCCAGACAGGCGGUCAGUACCGCCGCAAAGGACAGUCAUGAAGAUCCCAAGAAGGAAGAAGACGAAGAAGAAGAAGAAGACAUCGACAGCUUCAUGUACCAAACCAUCGGACACAGCGUGAUCCCGCUCUACGAAGCCGCCCUGGGCAUCCCGCUCUACCGGGCCCCCAUCACCGGCGACGCGGUCGACACCUCCCGUAUCUACCGGCACAACGCCGCAGACCAAAUGGCCGAGGAACCUGAGUCUGCGAACGAGGAAAACAAGCAGCAUCGGCAAGACGAGACGGAGUCGCUUGUUCCCCUCCUGAGACGGAUAAAAGCGGCUCAUCCCGAAGCGAACGCCGUCUCGGCUGGUGCCAUUUUGUCCACGUACCAGCGGACCAGGAUUGAGAACGUCGCGUCGAGACUGGGGCUUGUGCCGCUUGCUUGGCUGUGGCAGUACCCACUGCUGCCUGCCCCUGCGGAGCGGAGCGCGCUCUCGGCGGUGUCGUCUGUGAUGGGUGAUGCGGGGUUACUGGAGGAUAUGGCUGCUUGUGGGUGUGAGGCGCGGAUCAUCAAGGUUGCUUCUGGGGGGUUGGAUGAAAGAUUUCUGUGGGAGGAUGUGUCGUCGGCGGAUGGGGCGUUGCGGAGACGUAUUGUGAAUGGGAUGAGGCGGUUUGCUGCGCCGGGGGAUCUGCGGGGCGCGGUGUUGGGGGAGGGUGGGGAGUAUGAGAGUUUGGCGCUUGAUGGGCCGGGGUUCCUUUGGAGAUCGAGGAUUGAGGUUUGCGAGACGGAGGUGCGGACGGGUGAGGGUGGCGUUGGGUACGUGAGGUUGAAAGGGGCGAGAUGCGUGCCUAAGACGGCUAUGGAGGGAGAUGCAAUCACACUGGAGUCGGUGAGACGGCCGAUGCUGCUGGAUGAGGCGUUUGCUCGAGUUCUGGAGGAUGUGCAAUCGGCUUCAGGAAGUUACGGAGGUGAAACGCUGGCUGGAUCGAUCAGCGCUGGGCGUAUCAAGUGCGAGCCUCGUCAAUUGAGGAACGGCGGGAUAUGGCACAUUUGCAACAUCACAGCGCCUGAGGCAGGCACUGAGGCAGCUGAACAGAUGAAAGGCAUUGCCGGGAAGAUCAGGACGAUACUGCAGUCUUCCACUAACGUACCUCGAGGGACGGAGGAUAUUGUCUUCGCUACAGUGCUGCUCCGCUCCAUGGCCGAUUUUGCAUCGAUGAACGACACUUACGUCUCGCUUUUUAAGAAACCUAACCCCCCGGCAAGAGCCACAGUGGCCUGCGGAGAUGAGCUCCCUGAGGGCGUGAAUGUCAUGGUCUCAUUCAUUGUUGAUUUGGGAGACAGAGAUUCCCGGCAAGGCCUUCAUGUCCAGUCUCGUUCGUACUGGGCACCGGCCAACAUUGGGCCGUAUUCGCAAGCCAUGUCUAUUCCUCUGCGAGGAGUCGAGCGUGUAGUAUACAUUGCAGGGCAGAUCCCUCUAGAGCCGGCCUCUAUGCAAAUGGUCUGUGACAGCGCACCUACGGAGGAACGAUCGUGGCUUUCGGACUACUCUCUACGGGCAGUGCUCUCUCUUCAGCACAUGUGGAGGAUCGGUGCAGCCAUGCAGGUCGACUGGUGGCUUGGAGCAGUUGCGUUUAUAACAGGUGCAGAAAACAUCGCUGCUAAGGCUCGAGUAGCCUGGCACAUCUGGGAGACCAUGAACAGCCAAAGCGACGAUGAAUCGGUCGACGAAGAAGAGUCUAUGUUCGAUGUGUGGGACAUCAAAUACGGACGCAGGGCACAGGAGCAAACCACCAAGGCGACGGUCUCGGCCCCGAUACCGAACUUCGAAGUGCUGCGAUCGAGCGGAGCAACUCCUCCCUUCCUAGCCGUCCAGGUCGAAGAACUACCUCGCGCCAGUGAUAUUGAAUGGCAAGGUCUGGGCUACCGCUGCGAUGGACUGGAAUUGAACGCAGAAGAAACAGACCAAGGACGCACCACCAGGACAGUCACAGAACAGAAAGCGGGCUACACUAUUGUCGAAACCGACAUGGAGAAGUCAGAAAGCGAUCUGAAGUCAGCAUUGCAGCAAAUUCUAGCCGCCCACACGGUAACCUCAGCCUUAACGCACGCAGUGAUCUAUACCACGAAGGCGUUCCCCUUGGAAUCCUGGCCAGGGGAAGUCGUCCCCUGCAAGUCAGUCUGGGGUCACAAGGGACGUAGGCUGGCAGCUGGUAUUAUUUUCCAGAGCCUUGAGUCAUAG
This is a messenger RNA of Aspergillus fischeri NRRL 181, 2376 nucleotides long. Its product is annotated as diphthine--ammonia ligase family protein. Bases 1 to 2376 code for a protein of 791 amino acids. The record is from RefSeq and is a predicted model, not a curated record. NCBI's taxonomy places the organism in Eukaryota, Fungi, Ascomycota, Eurotiomycetes, Eurotiales, Aspergillaceae. Gene Ontology annotation, biological process: protein histidyl modification to diphthamide. The transcript has a single exon. Gene Ontology annotation, molecular function: diphthine-ammonia ligase activity.